AUGAUCGCGGGCCCAAUUAAAAGGGAUAAUCUCGGAUGGAACCAGUUCAAGUGCAUAGUGCUUUUGAACCUUUUGUUCAGCUUUCCGGUCAUCACAAAAGCCCAAAGUCGUGCCCCGCGGAUAAAGGAGCAUCCAGCGGAUACAAUUGUGGGCAGAAGUGAACCUGCUACUCUGCGGUGCGUCUCUGAAGGUAAACCGAAGCCGACGAUCCAGUGGUAUAAGGAUGGAUCCCCUCUGGCACCUACUGACCAUCCCCACAGGGUUCUUCUUGAAGACGGACUGCUGUUUCUUAGGGUUAUGCGAGGCAAGAAGGAAAAUGAUGAGGGUGUGUACUGGUGCGUCGCACGCAAUUCUGUCGGCGAAGCGGUCAGUAAGAACGCCACGCUUACUAUUGCCGUUCUACGAGACGACUUUAGAACAGAACCUCGAGAUGUCAAAGUAGCAAGUGGUGAACCCGCCACACUUGAGUGCUCUUCUCCUAAAGGCGUCCCUGAGCCAGGCGUACACUGGACUAAGGACGGACAAACUUUAGAUGCAGAAGUUAACGGGAGGAUUAUGGUAGGAAAUAGUGGUGAUUUAAAAAUACUAGAAAGUCUUCCAACCGAUAGUGGUGUAUAUAGAUGUAUAGCUUCUAAUGUAGCUGGAGAGAGACAAUCACGUCCUGCGACAUUACUCGUGUUACGACGACCACAUUUUCUAGUGAAACCUAAUAACAUAACGGCACUUAUAGGCCAGAACGUCGAAUUUCACUGUCAGGCAUCACCAGAAUCAGAUGUUUCAGUAACUUGGUCUCGUGACAGCGGUGCAUUAUCACCAUAUGCGAUCAUUCGCCGAGGUUCUUUAAGAAUUGAUCGGGUUGUAGCUACCGAUGCUGGCGCUUACACAUGUCGAGCAGAAAGUCAGGCAGGGACCAGUGUGGCCAGUGCUAUGCUUACUGUUCAUUCUCUACCUCAUUUUACACGGGUACCUUCAGACCAAACAGCGUGGGAAGGUGAGGCGGUUUCCUUCCCAUGUGAAGCAGAAGGUUCACCGCAACCAAUAGUUUUUUGGACUAUGGAAGGAUCUCAGGAGCUAGUAUUUCCGAAAACUACUCACGGUACUGGGUCACUAUAUUUGGAUAGGGUUUCAACGCAACAUGCUGGUCGACUUACUUGUGUAGCUGUCAGUGCAGCUGGCAGCGCGUUACACACAGCGACUUUACAGGUGUUAAGGAGAGAGGCAAAUUCUUUUAAUGCAGAUUUAGAAUCAUCGUCUCCCUACCCAGAGUUGACUAAAUCGCAGAAUCAUCCACCAAUGACCCAGUAUGAACUGGUGCAGGCUCGUCGAUAUCUACAGCAAGACGUUUUGGCCCUAAGAAGAGUUGAAGGAACAUCAGCGACAACCCUUAAAAUUGUUUGGGAUGUUCUAACAGAUUACAACGAAUAUUUAGAAGGAGUAAAAAUAUGGUUUAAUGGGACAUCCUUAAACAAACAAUAUGUUUUCGUAGAAGAUUAUGAGCAUUUUAAUGUAUCUUACAAAGAAAGUUUACUCGAAUUCAAGAAAUUCGAAAACUUUUCAAUGACUACGGUUCACAAUAGUGGCUCAUCUAGUCAUGUUCUAACCGGUCUACUGCCAUAUGCUCAAUAUAAUGUGUUCCUAAUGCCGUUUUAUAAGUUGUUGUUAGGUAAACCUUCUAAUAUGAGGAGUGGCGUUACUGAAGAGGAUUUUCCAUCGGAACCACCGCAAAGUGUCACUGCUGGAGUGAUAAAUGCAACGUCUGCAUGGAUUCGAUGGGAUCCGCCGCCCCCGCAUACAUGGAACGGAGAACUCUCUGGAUAUUUGAUUGAAGUUCGGGUGGGUGGAAGUACCGGAGGUCGAGUAGUAGGUCAAAUGUCUUUGGGCGCACGUACUCGUGCAGCAGCGGCAAGUUCACUGCGCGCGGGAGGAAGGUAUAGCGCUCGGGCCGCUGCUGUUACGCGACGUGGUCACGGUCCCUUCAGUGCACCUGCUCAAAUACACAUGCUACCGACGCUAUCUCAACGACACUAUGUGCAAACGGAACCAGCAACAGAUAAAGCAAUAGUGUCUAUUUUCCAUGAAACUUGGCUGCUAGCAUUGUGCCUAACUUUGCUUCUAUUAAUUUUAGUUGGGACUGGCAUUAUUGUUUAUAUUCGAAUAAAACAAACGAAGCAAAGGAAAAAUCAAAACACAACUGGCACAGCAAUAGUCAACGCUCAGCAGUGUCUUUUAGGUAAAGAGGCAGUUUGGUUAAGAGAAAGGCCAGUAUUUGAAGGUUCUAAUGAACCUCGAAUCGAAAUUUUAAACUGCCACCAGAGCCUUUUGCACGGUGGUCAUUCUAUAGGUACUAUGGCUAUGGAAGCAGAGUACAGUCUUCCGCAACAUACGAAUGUUAUGAAUCCAAUACAUGAAGAGAUGCAAAGAAGAAUACAGCCCGAGCCAUAUGCAUCUAGUGCAAUUUAUACUGAAUUAAAUUAUCAGGGCCACACAGACGCAGAAGACUCAUGUAUGAAAUGUGCCGUUAGUCCUGGAUCUUAUGACAACAGCAUGGUCAGAUCAUUCGGAGAUAGUAAUCAAUAUUCCAAUGAAGAAUGUUCAACUUGCUGUAGGAGCAGCAGCUCCACAUUGACAAAGGACUACAGCGAAAUGACAAAAUGUGGUAACGACGACGAAAUGCAAGAAAUGUCAAUAGAAGAUUGCCCAUCUUGCAAAACAAACCAUUCGAGAUCUUCAAGCCAUCACGAAGCUAACAAAGAAUGGGCUAUGGCUGAAGUAGAAUACGAUUAUCCUCAGUGGCAUUGGCUGGGACGAGAAAAUACUUUUCGACAAAAUAAUCAGGAGGUGCGAUAUGCAAGUGAAGGACGGAGUGAUCAAGAUUGUAGAAUGAAUUUAUGUGAUAUCUUACCUCCACCACCUUACGAAAGAGAAUCUCCAUAUCGCGAAAUGCAUGCAUUCACCAAUCACUCAGGGACUUCAGGUUGUUCAGGACAUACGUAUCGAAGUUAA
Messenger RNA from Arctia plantaginis, 3003 nucleotides. The record is from the annotation of a GenBank genome assembly. NCBI's taxonomy places the organism in Eukaryota, Metazoa, Arthropoda, Insecta, Lepidoptera, Erebidae.